Colossoma macropomum (tambaqui) is the source of this 1916-nucleotide messenger RNA. RefSeq lists its product as uncharacterized. The transcript is spliced from 9 exons. The record is from RefSeq and is a predicted model, not a curated record. The coding region runs from base 1006 to 1677 and encodes 223 amino acids. NCBI's taxonomy places the organism in Eukaryota, Metazoa, Chordata, Actinopteri, Characiformes, Serrasalmidae.
UUUGGUGGUCUACCAGGUCUUGCAUGGUUGUUAGGAGUCUCAUUUUCUCUGUAUCUUCUGAAUAAUUUUGUGUACUCCAGUUUUGGAAACUCCUGUUUCUUCGAUUCAUUAUGUUUAAUGUAAUCUUCUCAGAAAUCUCUCCUGAAAAGUGAAUAACUUGUACUUGAUAGCCUUUUUAAGGUCUCUGAUGUUUGCACAGUACUGUACCUACUGUCAUCUGUGUUUUGUCUUAAUACUUGUCAGUAUUCCUCUCCUUGUAUUCCUAUAAACAGAGGUGACAUAGUUGACGUUAAUAUCAUUAAAUCCGGUCUGGAUCUGUUUAGGACUUUUUGUUUUCUUCCAGGACACUUGAAACAUGCCUUAAAAAGGUUCUUUGUCUCCUUUUUAAUAUUGUAAAGUUUUAUUAUGAUGCUUGAGAAUGUGAACAAAUUUUACUCUCUUGAGUUGUAUCUUGUUGAUUAUGCUGUAUCAUACUAUUUGCGUUCAUGCCUGUUUAUCAGGCAUGUUGAAUUUGGAAUUCUGGAAUUUUUAAUGAUGUCUGGAAUUCUUAAUGAUGACUGCUGAAAAUUCACUACACAAUAUUAAAAACUUUUAAAACCAAUUAUGUGCUUUAAAUCUCCUUCUUCUUCUGUAAAAAAAGAGUUCUUUAUCUAGUAGCUAUAAACUAUAGUCCAUCAAAAAGCUUCAUGUUUAGUCAUAAAGAGCUAGUUUGUGACCUCUUCUUUGCUAUACAGUCCUACUGUGUGUCCCAUUGUGGAACAAAAACACAUUAAUACACCCUGUAAAGGAGUAGCAACACAGAUUGUGCUGAUGAAUGUGUUUGAGUUCAGGGUGUGUAAAUCUCGAGGUAGAUCCUGGAUGGGGUUUUUCUCGACAGCUUUACAGUGGAAAACAGGUUUGCUCUGUUGAUCUUUAAGACUGAGAGAUUUAAAGAUAGCUCAUUUCUUUUGUUUCACAAACAUGAUCAUUUAAACAGCAGCACUCAGAUUACAGAAUCUAUGCAGGAUGAGAGUGCGAGGGUUCUCUUCUCUCAUAGUUGUCAUCACCCUCCUCUUAAUAUGGGGCUUCUUUGUCAACAAGAAGUUUUUUCAGGAGGAUAGAAAAUAUGAGGUGCACAAAAAAGAAAUUCCGAGAUCAGACUGCGCUCUUCCAGCUCUGUUUGAGUCUCACUUAGGUUGCUGUCCUCAUAAAAUCUGCCCUGCAGACCACUACCCCUUUUUUAUCCGCAGUGGUCUAGCCAACAUGGUGGGGCCAAAGAUCUGCUUAAACAACACAAUUAUAAUGGGAGGAUUAAUUAAUAACAUUGGAUGGGGUCUGAACAUUGUGGUGGUGAAGGGUAGAACUGGUGAAAUAUUGGAGCGCAGGUACUUCAAUGUCUUUUCUGGGGGAUUGCUUGAGUUUCUGAAGUUGAUACAAACAGGAAGUAUUGUUUUAGUGGCCUCAUAUGAUGACCCUGCAGUGGUGUUGACGGAUGAGAUCAGAGAGAUUUUCGCCAGGUUGGGGAGCACCAUGAUCCGCUCGGUGAAGAAAAGGGACACCUGGGUGUUUGCAGGGUCUGUUGGAAUACUUAAGAAGAGUCAAUUUGAGAAGCUCACUGCUAAUGAUGAGAAGAGCAAUGUGUAUGGAGACUGGCCAGAGAUGGAAGAGGUGGGUGGCUGCUUUCCCAGAAAGAUCUGAGUGACAGUAAAUGAGUGUGUUCUGCAGCAGCCAACCGGGAUCGUUAAAAACAUGGAACAUUUCAAACGUGGGACUUAAAAGCUUUGAAGUUUGGAAAUGUUGCAAAGUGUUCACAUAUGGAUGCCCGCGUCUGAUAGCCACAUACUGCCCACGGUCUGUCUUGUGCUGCGUGGGUCACAGUAGGUCAUAUGAAAUGUUUACGAGGUUUCACAAAUAAACUUUUGUUAAAAAACACACAA